Molecule: messenger RNA, 2841 nt
Organism: Linum tenue
Lineage: Eukaryota; Viridiplantae; Streptophyta; Magnoliopsida; Malpighiales; Linaceae
Source: the annotation of a GenBank genome assembly
GAGCAAGAAUCCGUCUCCUUCGGUUCGGUUUAGACCGAAUGGCCACCCCUUGGCCUUUGACGGCUUGACCCCGUUUCCGUACUCUCUGCUUUUUUCCUUCUCCGGGAAAGGAAACUCACCCAACUCGUUUCCAACCCUGCUUCACAUAUUUCUCCGACCGCCGUUUCCAACCGUCGGCAAAGAACUUAUCGUCUCAAUUCUCUGCAAUGGAUGCCCUGUUCGACUCAAUCAACGUCCGAGAUCUCCUCUCUGCCGGCGACCUCGCGGACCAAACCUGCCCACUCUCCGCGCCUGAUCUACGCCUCCUCAUAACUCGUCUCGAGUCUCACUCGCUUCAGAUCAAAUCCAAAGUGCAAUCCUACCUCCUCGCUCACCACGGCGAGUUCUCCUCUCUCUUCCAGCUCUGCAGCGAUGCCGCGUCUCGGACCGUUGAAAUCGACCGGAAAGUUUCCGAUCUCUCGACUCUCUUGUCGGACACUCCCGUGGACGUCGAAAUCAGGGAGAUUCUGGAAGAGCUGAAGCGGAAGCUGAGAGAGGCGAAGGUGAAGAAGGAAUUGCUUCAAUUAGUGAAUGCAAUUGUGGAGAUUAGCGACAAGUUGAAAGGAGUGAAGGAGGGAAUGAAGCAUGGGCGGCUGCUAAUGGCUGCCGAGGAAGUGAAGGUGCUGAAGGAUGUGCUGAGGAUCGGCGACGAGGAAGCAGGUGAUCCUUUGGUCUAUGGUUUGCUGAGGAAGGACUGGCUGUCCUGCUUUGAGGAGAUGCAAGGCAUGCUUGUCAAGUUGAUGGAGAAAGCAGUGCAGCUGGAGCUAGAACCAUGCAGAGUUCGAGUUCGGUCUCGUUUGAGUGUUGAUGAACUUGAAGGAGUGGAACUCAGAGCUGUUUUACUAGCAAUGGAAGUGCUUGGAAUUUUGGAUUAUGGCCUUGCUAAAGUAGCUGAUAAGAUGUUCAAGUUUGUUAUCACACCUGCCAUGAACUGUGGGACAGCCACAUCUUUUGCAGGAGAUGUUAAAGAUGAGGCAGUAUUGGAAAUUAUACCAUCCUCCGAUCUUAAGACUGAAGAUGUUGAUGGUCAGACAAUUUAUUCCAGCAUUCUUCAGGUUGUGAAAUUUAUUUCAAAAUUCAUAUGCCUAGAAAAGGAAUCUUGGGUUCAGUGUUUUGGAAGAUUGACAUGGCCAAGGAUAGCUGAGCUGAUUAUUUCUAACUUCCUCUCAAAGGCUGUUCCUGAUGAUGCUUCAAAACUGGUUGGCUUUCAGAAAAUCAUGAAAAACUCCUCAGAGUUUGAAAAUGCCUUAAAAGAACUUAAGUUCAUUUCAGCUUUUGAUCAGUCAGACCUAAAGUUAAGCAACUUUUCUGAAAAUGUCGAACUUCAUUUUGCUUCUCGAAAAAGGACUGAAAUAUUGGCGAAGGCUAGAGAUUUUCUCUUACAUUGUGACUUCUCCAUUCCUCAAGUAAGUUCUCCAGAACUGAGAAAGGCAGUAAUAUCUUUUCCCAGCUCUACGUUAUAAGCUUUUAAUACCUAAAUCUUAAUCAGGAGUUUAUGAGAAAGAGUUCUCAAUCAACAAAUGGAGCAGGAGUAGCUGCAGAGCAUAUUGAUCGUCUUGUUCAUUUGCUUUUCAUGUCCGAGAGGUGUUUGGUGUCCAAAGCAGCUUCACAGCUGAUGGCUCUAGUUCAUCAGACACUCAAGGAUGUUUGCUUGUCAUCUCCAAAGGUUGCACCUGAAUUUUAUCGUGCUGCUAGGGAUGCAAUACUUCUGUAUGAAGCAGUUGUUCCUGUCAAGAGAGGAAGCUGGAUAACUUCAACCAAGUUGCUGUUCUGAUGCACAAUGACUGUCUUUAUCUAUCACAAGAAAUACUCGGAUUGGCAUUUCAGUAUCGACCAGACUUUCCAACGUCAAUCAAAGAACAUGCAGUUUUUGUCGACAUGGCUCCAAGGUACUAUGUAAUGGCCGAGGAGAUACUGCAGCGACAAAUUCAGCUUGUCAUUCUUAAUUUGAAAGAGGCUAUUGAUGGAGCCGGUGGUUUUCAGAAUUCUCAUCAGAUGCAACAGUUUGAAUCUGCAAAGUUCAGCAUAGAUCAGGUGGUCUUUGUCCUUGAAAAGGUACGAAUUAUAUGGGAGCCACUCUUGCUACCUUCAACAUACAAGAAAAGCAUGUGUGCGGUCCUAGAGUCGGUUCUUUCCAGAAUCACUGUGGAGAUACUCCUUCUAGAUGAUAUGGCAGCCGAGGAAACAUUGGAGCUCCAAAGACUAAUCCAGCUAAUGCUGGAAGGGGUGUCUCCUUUGCUGGAUUCCCUGGUUUCUGCGGUCGUCUUCGAGAAUAAGAAGCCUGAAGAAGAAGACUACUCCCCCAAAGAUUCAGUUGAUGAUCUCAUACCCUCUUUACGCAAGAUCCGCAAGCUUGCAGAAUUACUGGACCUGCCUUUGAAAUCCAUUACUAGUGAUUGGGAAAGCGGAGAACUUCAUAGAUGUGGUUUCACAAAGACGGAGGUGGUAGAUCUAAUCAGAGCCAUAUUCACUGAUACGCCUUUACGUAAAGACUGCAUAAGGACGAUCAGUAAUGUAAGCCCGUAUUAAGUUCUUUAGCGAGGCCAAGGGUAGGAAUCUUGAACCGGUAUUUUUUCCAGUCAAAAGAGAAGAAUUGUGGAGCUGGUUUUCUGGAGGUUUAGUUCCAUAGAUUUACGCCGGAAGCAACUGGGGUUUGGCUUCUGGCACUGAUUGUCUGUCUAAUCAACGAUGGCUGGGCGCAUUUACAUCACCUACUGGAAAUCAAGUAUAAAUUAGGAGUCUCCAUUAGGUCUUUUGCAUUGUAUAUUAUACUGCUGCAGAGCCAUACACACCACACCAGUG